Blastocystis hominis is the source of this 537-nucleotide messenger RNA. RefSeq names its product Enoyl-CoA hydratase. The record is from RefSeq and is a predicted model, not a curated record. The coding region runs from base 1 to 537 and encodes 178 amino acids. Gene Ontology annotation, molecular function: enoyl-CoA hydratase activity. Gene Ontology annotation, cellular component: cytosol. Gene Ontology annotation, biological process: fatty acid beta-oxidation. The transcript has 2 exons. NCBI's taxonomy places the organism in Eukaryota, Bigyra, Opalinata, Blastocystidae.
AUGCAGACCUCGCUCACCCGGCUGCGUCGCCUCGGCCUUGUCAGCGUUGCCCUUAUCGAAGGCUACGCUAUUGGUGGAGGUGCGGAGAUUUCGACCAGCACGGACUUCCGCGUGAUGGUUAGCCAGGAAAAAAGCUACAUUCGCUUUAUCCACAAUAGUUUGUCACUUUGCCCAGGCUGGGGCGGCGCAUCUCGCUUAACGCAGAUCAUUGGUAGAAAAUCCGCUCUGCGCGUUAUGUUGGGAGCAGAGAAGCUCUCUGCAGCGAAAGCCUUCGAAUUAGGGCUGGUGGACGAUAUUGUGACGGGCGAUGGAAUGGAGGGAGCGAAACACUUUUUGUUUGAUUUUACACAAUAUAAUCCCACGAGCAGUCAGGCCAUAAAGCAAAUGGUUGCAAACUGUGAAAUGGGCACGAUUUCGAGCGAAUUGUUGGAAGAAGAACGCCGCAUUUUUGGCGCUCAAUUCGCUUCGCCUGCGUGCGAGGAAGCGCUGGCCAACACGGAGGUGGUGAAGCGACAUUCUUUUUCUGUUUGUGUGUAG